Molecule: messenger RNA, 1773 nt
Organism: Theobroma cacao (cacao)
Lineage: Eukaryota; Viridiplantae; Streptophyta; Magnoliopsida; Malvales; Malvaceae
Product: UPF0481 protein At3g47200-like
Source: RefSeq, a predicted model, not a curated record
CUAAUGCUAAACUGCAUCCACUUGUAAAUAAAAAUUGACUUAGACAUUUAGAGGUCAAUUCAUGUCAAUCAAACGAAGUCUCUCCGUCCCAAUUAUUUAUCUUUAGAAGUGGUGAAGCACUCUUCUGGUGUGAACUCCAUCAUCUUCUAAAGCAGAAAUCAUAGUUUUUUGCCAAGCAAUGGCAGUCGCGACGAACGGCAAAGAACCUUCAUUGGGCGAGAAACCAGUGGAAGGUAUGGCCGAUGAAAAAGACGAGAUUUGCAUACCCAUGGCAAUGCUUCAUAGGAAAUUUUCAAGGUCUCCGGAUGCCUUCAUUUUCAGAGUCCCUUAUCAACUACGCCAGGUAAAUGAAAGAGCAUAUGAGCCUCGAGUAAUUUCGAUUGGCCCUUACCACCGUGGUAAAGCUCAUUUGAGGGCAAUGGAAAUCCACAAAUGGAGUUAUUUGAAAAUGCUUCUUCAACGAAGAAAAGAAGAUAGUCCGGUUAGAUAUGUAGAGGCCAUGAGAAACGAAGAAAAAGCUGCUCGGAGUUGCUAUGCAGAAACUGUGUAUAUGAGCACCCAAGAAUUUGUGGAGAUGUUGGUCCUUGAUGGUUGCUUUAUCAUUGAGCUAAUCCGCAAAUUUGCCUGCGAUGAACUCAAAGACGAGCACGACGAUCUUUUCAAGCGCAAUUUUAAUCUAUCCAUCGUAGGACAAGAGUUGCUGCUGGUUGAAAAUCAACUACCUUUCUUUGUGCUUGACCAGUUGUUUAAAAUGACCAAGACAGAAAAUGAAGAAGAAGCUUUCAACCACAUGGCUCUUCGUUUCUUCUCUGGAAUAGUUCCGGGGCCAGGGAUUCGAGUUGGAAAUAACCGUCGUUCUGUCCGAAAGAAGAGAAAAUGUAUCCUGCAUCUACUCGGGUUAGUGCAAGCCAAUUGGCUUCCCUCACCCGAAGGAAUAAAGCGUUCGGAGCAGCCUGUGACAGAUCGCAAGUGGAAUUUCAUACGUUCUGCCAAAGAGCUCCUAGAUGUAGGAAUCAAGUUCAAAAAGGCUAGCGGAGAGAAUAGCUUGUUUGAUAUCAAGUUUGAAAAGGGUCGAUUUCAGAUUCCCACCCUGACGAUUUACCAUGAUUCAGAGCGUAUCUUCCGGAACUUCAUUGCCUAUGAACAAUUCAACGAAGGUCCUACGUAUGUCAUGGAUUACACAAGAUUCAUGGACUGCCUCAUCAACUAUGGCGACGAUGUGGCAUUGCUAUCUCACAGUGGAAUCAUUGUUAACUGGUUAGGAAGCAAUGAAGAGGUUGCCCACAUGUUCAACAAACUGAAUGACUUUGUAUACUUGUCCACCUCCAACUUCUAUUACUCGGAGUUAUUUAAUGAUGUAAACAAGUAUUGCCGGGGUCGAUGGACGCUGUGGAAGAUCAAGCUGAGGAAUAAAUAUUUCGACACUCCAUGGGAUUGGGUCCUUACUUCUAUUAUAGCCGGAGCUAUCUUGCUCCUGCUAACCUUGGUGCAAACUGUUUUUGCAGUUCUUUCUUAUUUUAAGCAGGGCAAUUGAUUGCUCUUCCAGGUAGGAAUCCGGUUCAAGAAAGGUAAGGGGAACAGCCUGUUUGAUAGCAAGCUUGAAAUGGCGAAAAUGCAGAUGUUGAAUGAUUGUUCAUAACAUGGUGUAUUGCAAUUGAUUGUUCUUCAUGCACUCGUGUGUUUAUGUUGAAAGAUUGUCUUUAACAUGGUGUAUUGCAACUCUUGGGGUUUUUACACCCUUUGCUUCAAAUAAUUAAUUUCCAAAUUUUGUUA